Molecule: messenger RNA, 1089 nt
Organism: Phaethon lepturus (White-tailed tropicbird)
Lineage: Eukaryota; Metazoa; Chordata; Aves; Phaethontiformes; Phaethontidae
Gene: UBAP1
Product: ubiquitin associated protein 1
Exons: 3
Biological process (GO): ubiquitin-dependent protein catabolic process via the multivesicular body sorting pathway
Cellular component (GO): ESCRT I complex
Molecular function (GO): ubiquitin binding
Source: RefSeq, a predicted model, not a curated record
AUGGCUUCUAAGAAGUUGGGAUCCGACUCUCAUGGGCCUUUCAGUUAUCUUGAUGAUGUCCCAUUUAAGAUAGGAGACAAAUUCAAAACCCCAGCAAAGGUUGGAUUACCCAUUGGUUUCUGCCUGCCUGAUUCUUCUCAGCUUGUCCGAGAAGCCCAGUAUGACUUCUCACUGGAAAAGAAAACAAUCCAGUGGGCUGAAGAUAUCAAAAAAAUUGAAGCUGCCCAGAAAGAAGCUGAACGCAAGGCAGAAGAAUCGCUAGCAAACUCAAAAGCAGCUCCAGAGGACAACAACAAAAUGGGGUUCUCGGAGGGACCUUGCCCUGAGGCCAUGCCACCUCCUAUUAACCCCAUUCUCGCUAGCCUGCAGCACAAUAAUAUUCUUACUCCCACGCCAGCCAACAGCAGUGCUGUGAAGCAAAAGGUUCUCAGUCCACCUUGUCCAAAAACAGACUUCAACCCAGCUGAUUUUGAAUGUGAAGAAGACCCAUUUGACAAACUGGAAUUAAAAACUAUUGAUGAUAAGGAGGAAUUAAAAAAUAUUCUUGAAAUUCAUGUUGGUACUACUGGGCCAAUUGUUGCCCAGCUGUUAGAUAAUACUUUGCCCAAAGGAGGGUCUGAGUCUGUGGUGCAAGACGAGGAAGUUCUAGCAUCUAUAGAAAGGGCCACGUUGGACUUCAAGCCCCUUCACAAACCCAAUGGCUUUAUCACUUUACCACAGUUGGGAAGCUGUGAAAAGAUGUCCUUGUCUUCCAAAGUGUCCCUGUCCCCUAUCACUUCAGUGAGCAAUAUCAAAUCCCUAUCCUUUCCUAAACUUGACUCUGAUGAGAGUGAUCAAAAAUCGUCAAAGCUCACAAGCACUUUCCACAGCACUACCUGUCUCCGCAAUGGCACUUUGCUCAGCUCUUUGCAGACCUGUGCUCAGAGUAAGGCUAGUGAACUGAAUGGACACCAUAUGGUUGGUCUUUCCACCCUAAAUGAGGACAGUGGCAUGGAGACAUCGACAUUAUCCUCUUCAUCCAGGCUGCCUUACCUGGCUGUGUCGACAGUUUGUACAGAAGACGACUCAUCUCAAAUCACAGCAACUACG